Fibroporia radiculosa is the source of this 1686-nucleotide messenger RNA. RefSeq lists its product as uncharacterized. Gene Ontology annotation, molecular function: NADP binding; glutathione-disulfide reductase (NADPH) activity; flavin adenine dinucleotide binding. Gene Ontology annotation, cellular component: cytosol; mitochondrion. The transcript has 8 exons. The record is from RefSeq and is a predicted model, not a curated record. Gene Ontology annotation, biological process: cellular response to oxidative stress; glutathione metabolic process; cell redox homeostasis. Lineage: Eukaryota; Fungi; Basidiomycota; Agaricomycetes; Polyporales; Fibroporiaceae. The coding region runs from base 1 to 1686 and encodes 561 amino acids.
AUGACACGACCGACGCCUGCCAUCCUGAGGGGAAUCAGGCUCCCGAGACGUUAUAAAGCCAAGACGUCUGAGACCAUCCCCGUCUCACCCUCUCUCCCCGCAUCAUCCCCAUCGAUCGUUUGGUCAGCCGCCAUAUCGUCCCUAUCUGCCCCCCGCACCGCCCUUGCUCUCUCCUGUGCCCAGAGAUCCUCUGUUCCCGCGAAUAGACUUGCCGCCUUCAGGCUCUCCCAAAUCAGUAGAACUAUCACAACUACAGCAAUCCAAAAAAUGCCGCCUGUUACGACGCCUGGCCACGAGAAAUUUGACAUUAUCUACAUUGGAGGAGGGAGCGGUGGUGUUGCUGGAUCGCGCCGCGCCGCGUCAUAUGGCGCGAAAGUCGCGUUGAUCGAGCAUUCAGAAAGGUUGGGCGGUACUUGCGUGAACGUUGGAUGUGUCCCGAAGAAGAUUAUGUGGCAUGCUGCCGAUAUUGCAGACAAGAUCCGGCACGCAGCUGGAUACAAGUUCCAUGGUCCAGGCAUCGGAUCUCCUCAGUUCGAUUGGGCGUCAUUCAAGCCCCAGCGUGACGCCUACAUCCGGCGGCUGAACGGGAUCUACGACAGCAACGUCGCCAAAGAGGGUGUCGAGCUGCAUCACGGCCAUGCACGUGUGCUCUCGCCUACCAGCGUGCAAGUGACCCGGCCCGAUGGAUCGAAGUACGCCUUGCAAACAGACAAGAUCGUCGUCGCGACCGGUGGGCGGCCGACGGUCCCCUCUGACAGCGAGAUCCCUGGUGCAAGCUUGGGUAUCGACUCAGACGGCUUUUUCGACCUUGAGCAGCAGCCGCGUCGCGUCGCGGUCGUCGGGGCGGGCUAUAUCGCCGUCGAGCUGGCAGGCGUGUUCCAUACGCUCGGCAGCGACGUACACAUGGUUAUUCGCGGUGACACCGUCCUGCGCACAUUCGACCCAUCUCUCGGCGAGGUCCUGACAAAUUGGAUGGAGCACACCGGUAUUAACUUCCAUAAGAGCCAGAAGGUCGUGCGCGUCGAGGGCGCGCCGGGCCAGACGCUCACAAUAAACACCGACAAGGGCACGAAGGUCGAGGUUGACUGUGUGCUGUGGGCCAUUGGCCGACAUGCGAACACGGAGGACCUCGGGCUGCAGGAGCUCGGCGUGAAGAUGGACGCGAAGGGCGACGUUGUUGUGGACGAGUGGCAGAAGAGCAACGUACCGGGCAUUUUUGCGCUCGGAGAUGUCUGCGGCAAAGCGCUCCUUACGCCCGUAGCGAUCGCUGCAGCGCGCCGGCUGAGCAAUCGCUUGUAUGGAGGGGAGCAGUACAAGAACGACAAGCUGGAUUACGAAAAUAUCCCGACGGUCGUGUUCUCGCAUCCCACCAUCGGCACCGUCGGUUUGACAGAGCCCGAGGCGCGCAAGAAGUACGGUGAUGCCAAUAUCAAGAUCUACAAGUCGUCGUUCCGCGCGUUGUACUUCUCGAUGCUCCCCGAGGAUCACAAGGAGCCCUCGAUGUACAAGCUGAUCUGCGCGGGUCCUGAGGAGCGAGUUGUUGGCAUCCACAUCAUAGGGCUCGGGAGCGACGAGGUCAUGCAGGGCUUCGGCGUUGCAGUGAAGAUGGGCGCUCGCAAGCAGGACCUGGACGACACGGUGGCGAUCCACCCAACGUCUGGCGAGGAGCUUGUGACGCUGCGCUAA